Penicillium odoratum is the source of this 999-nucleotide messenger RNA. RefSeq names its product putative mitochondrial carrier protein (Pet8). Gene Ontology annotation, molecular function: S-adenosyl-L-methionine transmembrane transporter activity. Lineage: Eukaryota; Fungi; Ascomycota; Eurotiomycetes; Eurotiales; Aspergillaceae. The record is from RefSeq and is a predicted model, not a curated record. Bases 1 to 999 code for a protein of 332 amino acids. The transcript has 2 exons. Gene Ontology annotation, cellular component: mitochondrial inner membrane.
AUGGCUAAGCAACCCAGUGAUGAGGCCUUGGUCUCUUCGCUAUGGACCAGAUCCCUACUCUCUGGCGCUCUCGCCGGUCUCACUGUAGACUGCUCCCUCUAUCCCCUUGACACCAUCAAGACCCGACUCCAAAAGGCACGCGACACCAGCGCACCCCAAGCUUCACGAGCCCUGUCCCUCCGUCAAACAAUACGCGGCAUCUACGCCGGUCUCCCCUCCGUCCUCUUCGGCUCCGCACCCUCUGCCGCCUCCUUCUUCAUAGUCUACGACAGCCUUAAACGCACCCUUCUCCCCCCGAACUCCACUGACACUCCCUCCCGCGCAUACAUCCUAUUCACUCACUCCAUCGCUUCCUCCCUCGGUGAAAUCGCCGCCUGUGCCGUACGCGUCCCAACCGAGAUAACCAAGCAACGCGCCCAAGCCGGCCUCUUCGGCGGCUCAAGCCUUCUCGCCCUAAAAGACAUCCUAUCUCUCCGCCAUGCUACACCCGACUCCGCCCAGUCUCCAGGUAUGGACCCCGUGAAACGGGGCUACGGCCAGGUUCUCCGUGAGCUCUACCGGGGAACGGGUAUUACUAUCGCCCGUGAAAUCCCAUUUACGGUUCUACAGUUCACUAUGUGGGAAUCUAUGAAAGAGGCAUAUUCAAACCGCUACCUGCGACCUCUGACGAGCGCGAAGUCUGUUACUGAAACCCAGAUCCCGGCGUCGACGAGCGCUAUGUUUGGUAGUGUGGCUGGUGCCAUUGCUGCUGGUCUGACGACUCCGUUGGAUGUUAUUAAGACUCGCGUAAUGCUUGCGCGUGGAGGUGCAGAUGCGCCCGUGCGGGUCAAGCAGAUUGUGCGUGAGAUUGCGCAGGAAGGUAUGGGUGCUUUUUGGCGUGGAAUUGGGCCCCGAGUUGCUUGGAUUGGCAUUGGAGGUGCGGUGUUCUUGGGUAGUUAUCAGUGGGCGUAUAAUACAUUAGAGGGGAAGAGGGAGGAGAGGGAAAGAGAACUGGAGUAA